UCCUGCCUUACAAACUCUUCAUUUCUUUCUUUCUUAUUAGCUCAGAAUUCACUCCUUCACAAACUAAGCUAAGCUAAUCAAGAAAAAAAAAAAAGAAAAACAAAAUAAAAUGGCUUCACUAUCAGCAGUUUCAAUGGCAACACCAAUCACAACAACAACCAAGACUAACUUCUUCAGCCCAUUACCCAUUAAGCCACAAAGGGCUGCGUUGAUGGGCCAGAAGCCCAGAGCAAUGGGCCUUAAAGUCCAGGCUUCAUUGAAGGAGAAGGCUGUUACUGGGCUUACAGCGGCGGCUCUUACGGCAUCGAUGAUGGUUCCGGAUGUAGCCGAAGCGGCUGAGUUAUCGCCUUCUUUGAAGAAUUUCUUGUUGAGUAUUGCUGCUGGUGGAGUUGUGCUCACUGCUAUUGUUGGGGCUGUUGUUGCCGUCUCCAACUUCGACCCUGUCAAACGAGUAUAAUUAUUAUAUUAUUAUUAGUUGUUUACUUUUUUUUUUUUAUUAUUAUUAAAUUGUGCUAGUUUUGUAAUUUCAUGUGUAUUGUCAUUUCGAUCAAUCUCACCAUUUCUUCUCCCCCCUUCAUAUAAUUUCAUAUGCUUUUGAUGUAACAACUUAUUUUGUUAUGUCGAAUUGACAUUUGAUCGCGGUUCAAUUUCGUGCGUAAUUCAUACUUGUCAAGUUAAUUAUA
Molecule: messenger RNA, 683 nt
Organism: Chenopodium quinoa (quinoa)
Lineage: Eukaryota; Viridiplantae; Streptophyta; Magnoliopsida; Caryophyllales; Amaranthaceae
Exons: 1
Coding region: 110-457 (115 amino acids)
Biological process (GO): photosynthesis
Cellular component (GO): photosystem II; membrane
Source: RefSeq, a predicted model, not a curated record